CGGUCCAGCAGUCCCGCCCCAAUUCCAAACCGAAGCGGCCGCGCCGGCGUCGCACGCCGCUCACAUCGCGGCGUGCGCCGCACCCCUACUCCCCAUGUCCCUUCCCCACCAACUCGCCGCCGGCGAACUCCUCACCGCCCUCCGCGGCGCCUCUUGCGCCUCCUCGGCCCUCCGAUUGUACUCCCUCCUCCGCAUCCGCCUCCCUCCCUCAGACCCCUCCUCCUUCGCCGGGCGCGCCGCCGCCUUCGCCCUCAAGCCCCUCUCCUCCGCCGGCUCCCUCCCUCUCCUCUCCCACUUCCACGCGCACCUCAUCAGGUCCAACCUCCUCGCGUACCCCCAGGUCGCCUCAUCCCUCCUGCGUUCCUAUUCACUCCUCUCCCCCGCGGCCGCCCACCACCUGUUCGAUCAAAUACCCCCUGCCACCUGCAACCUGUUUGUUGUCAACGUAAUGCUUUCGUCCCUGUGCCGUUCCUCUGACCUCGCCUCCGCACGCCUGUUCUUUAACGACAUCCCCGACAAGGACAUCGUCUCUUGGUCGACCAUGCUCGCUUGCUAUUUCUCCAAUAAGAGCGUAGCUGACGGCCUUGCCUUCUUCCGCACAAUGACAUUCACCACCACACUUGCUCCAGAUUAUGUAAUGCUCGUCACCGUCCUCACAGGAUGUGCGUCGGCUGGCUUGCUGCAGCCGUUCUGCAGAUCCAUUCACGGGUAUAUUGUGCGGCGCCAGGCAGUCAGUAUGCACCUCGGGACAUCGCUUAUUGAUUGCUAUGCAAAGGUUGGCCGCCUCGAUUAUGCUUCCCGUGUCUUUGUGCGGGUGCCCUCUAGGAAUGUGAUGCACUGGACUGCAAUGAUUUGUGGGAUGGCUAUGCAUCUGCAUUAUGACGAGGCUAUCCAGCUGUUUGAGGAGAUGCGCCGGCAAGGAGUGCGACCAAAUGAGAUGACAUUCACUGCUGUGCUCAGUGUAUGCGGGCAUGCUGGACUGGUGGAGCAAGGGAGAGAGUUCUUUAAACUUAUGGUUGAGGAAUAUGACCUUGAGCCAACUGUACAUCACUACGGGUGCAUGGUUGAUAUCUUUGCAAAGGCAGGUCAGUUGGAAGAUGCUUAUGAUGUUAUCAAGACCAUGAGAGUGGAGCCAAAUAUCAUCAUCUGGACUUCGUUGCUAGCGGCUUGCAAGAGGCUUAAGAAUUUUGACAUUGCAAUGGAGGUACUAGAUGAAGUAUUGGCAAUGGAGAUAUCUGAUGAAAAUGGUGGAUUAUAUACUCUUAUAUCUGACCUGUAUGUCAUGGCUGGGCGGUGGGAUGAUGUGUUGAAGGUUAGGAGAUUGAUGGAGGAACAUAAUGUGCGGAAGAACAGAUGGUCGAGAUCCGUUAGAGCGGGCAAACCACCUGGCUUGAUUGAUCCUGCAGUCAGUUGAUCUUUCACAUUGUUCAACAUCUGCAAAGUCUUGGUUGAAUUGUAGGACGAUACUUUUUUUUGUUAGACUCACCACAGAUGUAUUCAGCGGAUAGCUCCACAUGUUGCUUGAUGAAAUCCAGCUGAGGCCUUGUGGGAAUCAGCGGAAUGAAUACAAAUUUCUGGUCUAUUCUCCUGCAAUAUUGCAUUGAGGACUGGAGAUAACAGAUAAAGAUUUCUUUGAGUACAUUGCCAUUUCGGCCUUUCAGAGAGAACCGAAUGCAGACUAACAAUGGGGUGUCAGGUCAGCGGCCGAAAAAGCCAUUUGAUUCUAUACUAGUUCUUGUCAGGCGGUCUGUUGCUAACAAUGUGCAGCUCUAAGUGUUUCGAAUAAAUUCUACAACAUCGGGUCCUGUCAACUUUGUUGAUCAUCUGUUCUUUUGCCCAACAGUAUGGCAGGUGAAAUCUUUGCAGUGCAUACAUACGGCGGUGCUGAUUCGUCCUGUCACAAACUCUUUUAAAGACUGUUGUAUUCCAGUGAGAAACUGUGCUGUAAUGUAAAAAGGCCUUCUAUUCAAAAGAUGAUAUUGCCGGGAUCAUGUAACUGAUUUCUGUGAAAAAGAAGAGAAUGUUUUGCCAUUA
This is a messenger RNA of Triticum dicoccoides, 2034 nucleotides long. RefSeq names its product pentatricopeptide repeat-containing protein At1g33350-like. Gene Ontology annotation, molecular function: RNA binding; protein binding. The record is from RefSeq and is a predicted model, not a curated record. The transcript is spliced from 2 exons. Gene Ontology annotation, biological process: RNA modification. NCBI's taxonomy places the organism in Eukaryota, Viridiplantae, Streptophyta, Magnoliopsida, Poales, Poaceae. Bases 95 to 1414 code for a protein of 439 amino acids.